AUGCACAUGGGGUCUCUGAAUCAUAUUCCGGAUCCUGUCUCGCCGCCAGUUGGCAUUGAAAAGCAAGACCUUAUCUCGAUGCUGCCUGGACCCUUGUGUGAAAAUCCACCCAGCAUUUCCAGAAUAUAUGCCUGGGUAAACGACUCACGAUCGUCCGACUAUUGGAACUAUGAUAAUGUGCCGAUAAAAUGGGGGGGGAAGUAUUCCGAAGUUUUCCUGGGGUUCAACAUCAAAACAAAUCAAGAGGUAAUCAUUAAGGUUUUAAAGCCGGUUAAAUCGAAAAAGAUCAAACGUGAAAUCAAAAUUUUGCAAAAUAUCUCUUCCGGCCCUAAUGUGAUCCAGCUACUGGAUAUCGUUAGAGACAACGAGUCCAAGGUUCCUUCUCUCAUUUUUGAGUAUGUCCGUAAUUCAGAUUUCAAGCAUCUCUAUCCCAAACUAACGGACCUUGAUGUCAGAUAUUAUCUUUUCGAGCUGUUGAAGGCCCUGGACUAUUGCCACUCCAUGGGGAUCAUGCAUCGAGAUGUGAAGCCCCACAAUGUUAUGAUUGACCAUGAAAAUAGAAAACUUAGACUUAUCGACUGGGGUCUGGCCGAGUUCUACCAUCCGGGGGUUAUGUACAAUGUCAGGGUAGCUUCUCGCUUCUUUAAGGGUCCCGAAUUACUGGUCAAUUUCCAAUGCUAUGAUUACUCCCUCGAUAUGUGGUCCCUUGGAUGCAUGUUAGCCGGAAUGGUUUUCAAGAAGGAGCCCUUUUUCAUGGGACAGGAUAAUAGUGACCAACUGGUUAAGAUUGUUCGGGUUCUGGGGAGCGAUGACUUUGACUGUUAUGUUGAAAAAUAUCACUUGGAAAUCGAUUCCAAGUUGAGGCAACAACUUGGCGUCCACACAAAGAAAAACUGGGCAAAAUUUAUACUCCCCGAAAACGAACAUCUUGCUUCGCAGGAGGCCCUUCACUUGAUUGACAACCUGCUAAGAUAUGACCAUCAAGAGCGCCUAACUACAAUUGAUGCGAUGAAGCACCCCUUUUUUGAUCCAGUUAGAAAAUAA
Mitosporidium daphniae is the source of this 1044-nucleotide messenger RNA. RefSeq lists its product as uncharacterized. Bases 1 to 1044 code for a protein of 347 amino acids. Gene Ontology annotation, biological process: protein phosphorylation. The transcript has 2 exons. NCBI's taxonomy places the organism in Eukaryota, Fungi, Microsporidia. The record is from RefSeq and is a predicted model, not a curated record. Gene Ontology annotation, molecular function: protein serine/threonine kinase activity; ATP binding. Gene Ontology annotation, cellular component: protein kinase CK2 complex; nucleus; cytosol.